CUUUUCUGACGUAUCUGGCAAACUCCGCACUUUUCAAGAAGGAUUGUAAUCUUCUUUACCUUCUUUUAAUCUCUGUUCUCUGAUAUUCAGAAAAGUAAAACCAUGGCUUCGCAAUCGAGCUUGGACAUUGAUUUAAUGAAGUCAUCGGAGCUAAUUAAGAAAGAGCGCCUCGACUAUGGAGGAUUUGGAGAGGUAUACCUGUGUUACCAUAAAACGUUGGGCCAAGUGGUGCUGAAGACCGUGUACACAGGACCACUGCGCAAAGAGCAGAGGUCAUCGCUGCUGAAGGAGGGAAGCAUGAUGAUCCGACUGAACCACCAGCGCGUGGUGAAGCUGCUGGGAGUCAUUCUGGAGGACGGGGACUACUCACUGGUCAUGGAGCUCAUCCCUAAAGGCAACCUGCUGGCCAUGCUGCAGAGCGUUAAAGUUCCAAUGUCCAUCAAAGGAAGGGUCAUUUUGGAGAUCCUGGAGGGGAUGGUUUAUAUAACGGACAGACAAGUCAUUCACAAGGACCUGAAACCAGAAAAUAUCUUAGUAGAUGAACAUUUCCAUAUAAAGAUUGCAGAUCUGGGCCUUGCCACCUGUGAGAUGUGGAGCCGGUUGACGAAGGAGGAGUCUCGCAGACAGAGCCACCUGGGUCGCAGGACGUCCGUGCGGGCGGCAGGGACUCUGUGCUACAUGGCCCCAGAGCACCUGGACAGCAUCAACACGCGCUCCUCUGAAAAGUCGGACGUCUUCAGCUUCGCCAUCGUCGUCUGGGUGAUCCUGACAGAGCAUGAGCCUUACGAGAAUGCCAGAAGUGAAGAUCAGAUCUGCCAGUGUGUCCGUAAAGGAGACCGCCCUGAUAUGACUCUUGUCCCGCACGAUGCUCCUGUAGAGGUCGUCACGCUUAUGACCGAAUCCUGGGACAAAGACCCAGAAAAACGACCCACGUUUAAAGACAGUUAUAACUCAUUCAGACCUGUCUACAAAGAGAAGCUUGAAGGGGAUGUUGAGCGGGAUUUGCAUAAUCUUAUGGAUUUGUAUGAAGGGCCUUCUGAGAUGGUGGAGAAGAUGAAAUCCCUCACCACAGAGAAGUCUGGUGCUGGCACAGUGCUGGAGCCUCCAUCCCAUCCUCCCUGCUCUGGUGACUCCCCAACACCCCUGCGCAGUUCCGACCUGGGGCCUGUAGAGACCAGCAUUGAGGACCUCAGUUUCCAAUCCUCAGAGGUACUUCAGGUGGACGCCACCCCCGCCAGUCCUGCCAGCUCGGCCAGCGUGGAGCAGAAACUGGCGCAGGAGCUCAACUACCACAAGUGCGGCAGCUACAGCCGGGUGGAGCAGCCGGACCUCAGCGCGUACAGCCACUCCAUCCUGGCCAGUAACAGGGGUCUGGGGCAGCCUUUCCCACCAUCUUCCGUCCAGUCCUGGACCAAAUCGAGCCCUCAGCAGGAGGAGCUCCAGCUCCGCUCCCCUGGUGUGGCUCCAUUUGAGGGUCUGCACAGACCGGAACUCAACAGUCAGAUGUCAGGACUGUACCCACAGUUGGAACAGCACCAGCCGCAGAGUUCGCAGUAUGAGUGGCUCCAGUCCUGGCCCGGGGGGACACCAUGCCCCUUGGCAGCAUCGGCGUAUGCAGAAUCCAGCCCUGGGUUACAUGUCGGCACACCUCUCAUUUGCCCCCAGUCUGAAGCAGGGCGCUCACUCUACAUCUCUAAAGCCAGCAAGAUUCAAAUCGGGAACAACAACACUAUGAACUUCCAGAGCAGUGAGAGCUGCUCAAUCAGCACCCAUUCCAGCAUUCCAGCCAACAGCGCAAAGUACAAGGACCUGCUGCUGAAGUAUGAGGACCAUUCUGUUUCUGACGAGCACCUGGAAAUCGUCCGGGAGAACAUAGGCGGGAAGUGGAAGGCGUUCGCCCGAAAGCUCGGCCUGACCGAGGUGGAGAUAGAAACGGUCGAGCACGACUACGCCCAGGACGGCCUGGCUGAGAAGGUGUACCAGACGCUGGAGCGCUGGAAGAUGAAGGAGGGCCUGCACGGCUGCACAGUGGGAUCCUUGUGCCAUGCACUGGAGAACUAUGUCAAACACAACGUGCUCCUCAGCUUACUGCUCAAGUGUCAAGAUGGCACAGUUUUUUAAAACACAUUUUAAAACUGCCUUAUGUUGAAGGUAUUCUGGAUGUUGGGGAAGAGGUGGGGUUUUUUUUGGGGGGGGGGGGUUCAGGUUUUAAAGGGUAGUUGUGUUUGGAGAUUUAACUUUACUUUUGUAUUUUCUUUUGGAUCUAUUCCCAAACAAUUUCUGGGCUCAUUCCAGCUCACAUGUGACUAGAGAGUGACUCUGCUAUUUUUCAUCUUCAUAGUUAGGUUCCUUAUCAUGAAUCUCUCAACAACUGCCUUCUUCUUCAUAUGUGGCAACCCUGCAAUGAUAUAUUUGUUUCAGCAAAGAACUGAAUGUAAUGGAAUAGUUCCCUUCGAUGGCUAUGGGUCUGUCAGUUUCCUCUCUGAUUCUGUCAGCUUACGUCUGAGGUGUGGCUGGAACCUCUUUAAUUUCCAUCUGUCAGAGAAUAUUCCUAUCCAAAUUCUUAAUUUUCAUCAAAUAAACUCUAUGAGGGUAAAGCACUAAUUAGAACAGUGCAAAGUGUUCAAAUUAAUUUUUCAAAGGCAAAACUUUGUUCAUAUUUGCAGAAAAAAAAGCAUUAAAAAAUCGUUUUAAAUUUUGUAAAAAAAAAUUUUUAUUUGAAACCCAUCAUGCAUAUAUUAUUUUAUAUAGCAUAUAAGUAUUAUACAGCUAAUACUGACCCCAUAAGGUGAGUCCAGAGACCUUUACAACGGAAAGUAUUUACUUCUGUUUCCUAGGUCCUAGAUGGUUUGUUCUUUAAAUGCUGAUAAACAGAUUUAUGACCUUGAAACUGUAUAACAUUACAAAAUUCUAUUCUUAUAAAUUCUAGUUAAAUAAUCACCGGCAAGUUCACCAGCAAACUCUUGCAAGUUGGCAGUGUUUUAGCGGUACUACAAAAAUGUGCUCCAAGUUUUGAGUGCCUGAGAGUUUGCUCUCCGAUAAAACUCAAUAAUUAUGAACUUUGAACAAUAAUAAUAUUCGCCAUCCACUUUAUUAGGUACACUUUACAAGUACCAGGUUCGACCCCCUUUGCCUUCAGAACUACCUUAAUUCUUCUUCAUGGCAUAGAAUCAACAAGUUGCUGGAAACAUUCUUCUGAGAUUUUGGUCCAUAUGGACCUGAUUGCAUCGUGCAAAUGCUGCAUAUUUGCUGUAUGAUGUGAAUCUCCCAUUCUACUACAUCACAGAUUGGGUGACUGGGGAAGCCAGUUGAGUGCUGUGAGCUCAUUGCCAUGGUAAGAAACCAUUAUGAGAUGAUAUGCGUUGUGUGACAUGACGCAUUAUCCUGCUGGUAGUAGCCAUCAGAAGAUGGGUGCACUGGUCAUAAAGGGAUGGACAUGGUCAGCAACAAUCCUCCGGUACUCUGUGGUGUUUAAACCAUGUUCAGUUGCUAUUAAGGGGCCCAGAAUGUGCCAAGAAAAUCUCCCCCACAGCAUCACACCACCAGCAGCACCCUGAACUGUUGAUACAAGCCAGGAUGGAUCCAUGCUUUCAUGUUUUUUGUGCCAAAUUCUGACCCUACCAUCCAAAUGUCACAGAAGAAAUUGAGCCUCAUCAGACAAGGCAAGCUUCUUCAAGGUUCGAUGUGAUAUGCCUUUAGAGAUGCUCUUCUACAUACCUCGCUUGUAAUGAGUGGUUAUUUGAGUUACUGUUGCCUUUCUAUCAACUCGAACCAGUCUGGCCAUUCUCAUCUGACCUCUGGCAUCAACAAGGCAUUUUAGCCCAGAGGACUGCCACUCACGUGAGAUUUUCACUGUAAACCCUACAGACGGUUGUGUGCGAAAAUCCCAGUAGAUCAGCAGUUUCUGAAAUACUCAGACCAACCCAUCUAUCUAUCCAUUCUUCUCCGUUCUGGUGCUCGGUUUGAACUUCAGCAGGUCAUCCUGACCAUGUCUACAUGCCUAAAUGCACGGAGUAGCUGUCAUGUGAUUGGAUGAUUAGAUAUUUGCAUUAACAUGGAGUUGAACAGGUGUACCUAAUAAAGUGCCCAGUGACUGUACAAAAAAGAGACUAGAAUAUGGUCAUGUAAGAAUUAGAUGUGUUUUUAAUGGCUGUGUUUUUUUAUUUCCUUUUUAUUUCCAUCAGACUGAUGGAUCUUUACAUAAUCCCAAAUCUCCAUUGAGGAUCCAGAACAUCAUUAUGUGGUUAGAUGCCCAUUUUUAAUCUGAAAUGUAUUAAAAAUGCAAAAAUCA
Electrophorus electricus (electric eel) is the source of this 4291-nucleotide messenger RNA. RefSeq names its product receptor (TNFRSF)-interacting serine-threonine kinase 1, like (gene ripk1l). Gene Ontology annotation, molecular function: JUN kinase kinase kinase activity; ATP binding; protein binding. The record is from RefSeq and is a predicted model, not a curated record. Gene Ontology annotation, biological process: protein phosphorylation; signal transduction. Lineage: Eukaryota; Metazoa; Chordata; Actinopteri; Gymnotiformes; Gymnotidae.